CGUUCAUAGUUUCACGUUCCAAGAUAUUCAAUAAGAAAAUUCCGACGUUAAUCGGAAGCCCAAACCAUCUUCACUGUACAGCGAACUGUAAGUUUUCUAAUUGGUUUUUAAGGUAAUAACUAGUAAAAAAAAAGCAAAAGAAGAUGAAUCCAGACAAAUUCACUCACAAGACCAAUGAGACUCUUGCCGAGGCUCAUGAACUGGCAAUGAGUGACGGUCAUGCCCAGUUCACGCCUCUGCAUCUUGCCGUGGCAUUGAUCUCCGAUCCCAGCGGCAUUUUCAGACAAGCAGUGGCCGGUGCCGCUGGCAAUGAAGAAGCUCCAAAGUCAGUGGAGAGAGUGUUCAAUCAAGCAUUGAAGAAACUCCCAUCACAGUCUCCUCCACCAGAUGAAAUCCCAGCCAGUACCAGUCUCAUCAAAGCGAUUCGACGAGCUCAAGCCGCGCAAAAAGCCCGCGGAGACACACAUUUAGCUGUUGAUCAGUUGAUUCUAGGCCUUCUUGAGGAUUCCCAAAUCGGGGAUUUAUUGAAGGAAGCUGGUAUUCCUCCUUCCAGAGUGAAAUCUGAGGUCGAGAAGCUUCGUGGGAAGGAAGGGAAGAAGGUGGAAAGUGCUACCGGGGAUACCACUUUCCAGGCAUUGAAGACUUAUGGUAGAGACCUUGUGGAACAGGCAGGGAAGCUUGAUCCUGUCAUUGGUCGAGACGAGGAGAUUCGGAGAGUUGUUCGGAUUCUAUCAAGGAGAACAAAGAACAACCCGGUUCUUAUCGGGGAGCCUGGAGUUGGGAAAACUGCUGUUGUUGAAGGAUUAGCACAGAGGAUAGUCAGAGGGGAUGUGCCAAGCAAUCUUGCUGAUGUGAGGCUCAUAGCACUGGAUAUGGGUGCUUUGGUUGCUGGGGCUAAGUAUAGAGGAGAGUUUGAAGAGAGGCUAAAGGCAGUUUUGAAAGAAGUUGAAGAGGCAGAAGGGAAGGUGAUACUUUUUAUUGAUGAAAUUCACCUUGUUCUUGGUGCUGGUAGAACGGAGGGUUCUAUGGAUGCAGCCAAUCUGUUCAAGCCAAUGCUUGCUAGAGGUCAGCUUCGCUGCAUUGGCGCAACUACUCUCGAGGAGUAUAGAAAAUAUGUUGAAAAGGAUGCUGCAUUUGAGAGAAGGUUCCAGCAAGUUUAUGUGGCCGAGCCUAGUGUCCCCGACACGAUCAGCAUUCUUCGAGGUUUGAAAGAGAGAUAUGAAGGCCACCAUGGUGUUAGGAUUCAAGACCGGGCUCUUCUUGUUGCUGCGCAGUUAUCGAGCAGAUACAUUACAGGACGUCAUCUUCCUGACAAGGCCAUUGAUUUGGUCGACGAGGCCUGUGCAAAUGUUCGAGUCCAGCUUGAUAGUCAACCUGAAGAAAUCGAUAACCUUGAAAGGAAAAGAAUGCAGCUUGAAAUUGAGCUUCAUGCUCUUGAGAAGGAGAAGGACAAAGCAAGCAAAGCUCGUCUUGUGGAAGUAAGGAAAGAGCUUGAUGAUCUAAGAGACAAGCUUCAGCCAUUGAUGAUGAAAUAUAGAAAGGAGAAAGAAAGGAUUGAUGAGAUUCGAAGGCUUAAGCAGAAAAGAGAAGAGCUCUUGUUCGCUUUACAAGAGGCUGAAAGAAGAUAUGAUUUAGCUAGAGCUGCUGACUUGCGAUAUGGAGCCAUUCAGGAAGUCGAAUCUGCCAUAGCUCAGCUUGAAGGGAGCACUGAUGAGAAUUUAAUGUUAACUGAGACUGUUGGACCAGAACACAUUGCAGAAGUUGUGAGCCGUUGGACUGGCAUACCUGUUACAAGGCUUGGCCAGAAUGAGAAAGAGAGGUUAAUUGGGCUUGCUGAGAGGUUGCAUAAUAGAGUAGUUGGACAAGAUCAAGCAGUUGAUGCAGUCGCUGAGGCGGUCUUGAGGUCAAGAGCUGGCCUUGGAAGGCCACAACAACCGACUGGAUCAUUUCUAUUCUUAGGUCCAACUGGUGUUGGUAAAACUGAGCUUGCAAAGGCCCUUGCUGAGCAACUGUUCGAUGAUGAAAAUCUGCUUAUCAGAAUCGACAUGUCUGAGUACAUGGAACAACAUUCUGUUUCACGCUUGAUUGGUGCUCCACCUGGGUACGUUGGACAUGAGGAAGGUGGUCAGCUCACCGAGGCUGUAAGGCGAAGGCCUUAUAGUGUUGUGCUGUUUGAUGAAGUGGAGAAAGCACACAUUUCUGUGUUCAAUACUCUCUUACAAGUUUUGGAUGAUGGAAGGCUAACUGACGGCCAAGGCCGAACUGUGGACUUCAGGAACACUGUGAUUAUCAUGACUUCUAAUCUUGGCGCUGAGCAUCUACUUUCCGGGUUGUCGGGCAAAUGCUCAAUGGAAGUUGCUCGUGCUAGAGUGAUGCAAGAGGUGAGGAGGCAUUUUAGGCCAGAGUUGCUAAAUAGGCUUGAUGAGAUUGUUGUGUUUGAUCCUCUAUCGCAUGAUCAACUAAGGAAGGUUGCUAGGCUACAAAUGAAGGAUGUGGCAGCCCGACUUGCCGAAAGGGGAAUUGCUUUGGCAGUAACUGAUUCUGCAUUGGACUAUGUCUUGGCUGAGAGCUAUGAUCCGGUUUACGGUGCAAGACCAAUCAGAAGAUGGCUUGAGAAGAGGGUGGUCACCGAGCUAUCAAGAAUGCUUGUGAGGGAAGAAAUUGACGAAAACUCGACUGUGUAUGUAGAUGCAGGGCCUAAAGGAACUGACUUGGUCUACAAAGUAGACAGAAAUGGAGGUUUGGUCAAUGCAGCAACAGGUCAAAAGUCUGAUGUUUUAAUUCAAAUUCCUGAUGGAACGAGAAGUGAUGCUGCUCAAGUUGUGAAGAAGAUGAAGAUUGAGGAAAUUGAUGAGGACGAGGAGAUGGAAGAAUAAGUAGGUGUUGGUGUUUGGUAAAAAGGAAUCUGAAGGAAAUGUUUAGUGUCCUUCCACUAGUGAAGAAACCGUCUUGUUAAUACUUUUGUUUCCAUUUUGGAUUUAAUGCUUUUAUUUUAUUAUUAUUAUUUUUUUGUUGUACUUUUUUUGAGGCCGCAGCUUUCAGAAGUUGGAUGCUGAAAAUUGGUUUGCUCCCUUUGUAAUCUCUCUGUUUUGCUGUUAUAUAAAUAUAUAGUUUUUUAGUAA
Molecule: messenger RNA, 3122 nt
Organism: Ziziphus jujuba (common jujube)
Lineage: Eukaryota; Viridiplantae; Streptophyta; Magnoliopsida; Rosales; Rhamnaceae
Product: chaperone protein ClpB1
Exons: 7
Coding region: 144-2876 (910 amino acids)
Biological process (GO): cellular response to heat
Cellular component (GO): cytoplasm
Molecular function (GO): ATP hydrolysis activity; ATP binding
Source: RefSeq, a predicted model, not a curated record